AUCAAUCGACUCCCGAUGAAUCGAUCAGGAAGCAAAGUGACACAACGUAGCAAAGUAGUGUGGAACAAUAUCAGAUCAUUCAUAUGACAUUUAGAUUAUAAUAAUUGUCGAGUGAACGUCACAGGGAAACGUUAUUGAGCAAGUUAUUUUCGCGUCCAAAUAGAGUGCCUCUUAACAGAAAUGGCUGAACUGUGCGCAGUACGUUUCACACGAGGAUGUAUUGAAGGAAAUCUUUUUUUUGUGUGAUAAAGGAGAAGUAGCCUCGGCUAUGCAGCCCGACCUCCCCUUCACCUCGCGUCGGUCAGCUGUUGUUUGUUUACAUGGCUGUGUGGCAUCAAGUCAGCCCUUGGCAUCAAACAUUGGUCUGGACAUCUUGAAGAGAGGAGGGAAUGCUGCUGAUGCUGCUGUGGCUGUGGCUGCCGCCCUGGCCGUGACAGAACCCUGCAGCUGUGGGAUCGGUGGGGACAGCUUCUGUCUGUUCUAUGACGCAAGCACAGGCCAGGUGCGCGGCCUGAACGGCAGCGGCCGGGCUCCCAGGGCACAGACGGUGGAUCUCCUGGAGAGGUAUGGCUACAGUGAGUCUAACCCGAUCCCAUCCUUCCACGCCCUGAACGCCACCGUGCCGGGGGCCGCGGCCUGCUGGUGUGACACCGUCCGCCUGUUUGGCAGUCAGAAGCUCUCUCUCCAGGAUGUCCUGAGGCCCGCCUCUGACCUCGCCCUGUGUGGAUUCCCCGUUGCCCAGGUGACUGCGCACCACUGGGCCAAGUGGGUCCGUACCAUGAGGGCUGCUGGGAGGGAGCUGGGAAGAGACUUCCUGAUUAAGAACGAUGCGCCCAAACAUGGACAGGUGUUCUCCAACCCUCAUCUGGCCCAAACUUUCCAGGAGCUGGGCCAGCAUGGUAAAGUAGGGUUCUAUGAAGGCAGAGUGGCGAAGUUGAUUGUUGAUGUCAUCAUUCGGAAUGGAGGAGUGAUGAGUCUGGAUGAUCUACGUAGCCAUGACAGCGAGGAGAUCAAACCCAUCCACACUGACUACAGGGGUGUGAGGCUAUGGGAAGUCCCUCCUAACAGUCAAGGCAUGGCAGCACUCAUGGCCCUCAAUAUACUGGAGAACUUCCCCAUCAAAGAGAUGGGUCAUAACAGUGCAAGUUACCUCCAUGUGUUGGCUGAGGCCCUGAAGCUGAGCUUGGCUGAUACAGUCCAUUACUGUGCUGACCCAGAUCACGUUAAAGUCCCUCUGGAGAGUCUACUGUCUAAAGACUACAGCCUGCAGCUCUCACACACCAUACAAAUGGACAGGGUCAGCGUCAAGGCGGAGCGCGAUGUGCCCUUAGGAAGUGACACGGUGUAUUUCACGGUGGUGGACGGCCAGGGCAACGCCUGCUCAUUCAUCAACAGUAACUACAUGGGCUUCGGAACUGGUCUGGUGCCUCAGAGCUGUGGCUUCACCCUGCAAAACCGAGGUGCUCACUUCUCUCUGGAGCGUAGCCAUAGUAACUGUGUAGGGCCGGGGAAGAGACCGUACCACACCAUCAUCCCGGCCCUGCUGACCGACCCCGCCUCUGGACGCCUACUCUGCUCCCUCGGGGUCAUGGGAGCCUUUAUGCAGCCGCAGGGCCACAUACAGGUGUUGCUGAACAUGCUGGAGUUUGGGAUGAACCCCCAAGAGGCGCUAGAUGCCCCUCGCAUGUAUGUGCAGCAUGACAAGGCUGCCCAGCAGUGGCGUGUCAAUUUGGAGGUGGGUGUCGACGAGGGUGUUGCUGAAGACCUGGAAAAGCGUAGCCAUGUGGUUUGCUGGCCUAUCACUGGCCAUGACCGGAGUCAGUUUGGGCGAGGCCAGGUCAUCUCAGUAGGGGAUUGGUGGAACCUGUCUACCCAGGAUGCAGAGCCCAAUGUUAGGGUGUUGUGGGCAGGAUCAGACCCCAGAGCUGAUGGUUGUGCCCAGGGGUACUAGUGACUAGGGCUGCACAAUAUCGGCAAAAAAAAUAUAAUUGCGAUUUUUUUAACCAAAUAUUGCAAUUGUGAUUUUAGCUUGCGAUAUAGAUCAAAACAUUUGGGUGAACUUUUGGAAUCAGUGAAAUAGUAUGAUUUAUAUUAAGAAACAGAGCAUAAUAAUAAUCAAAACAGAUGUUACACACAGCUUAAUGGCGGUUCAAAAUAUUGCACCCAAUAUGAAUCUCUUGCAAUAUGGAUAUUGCACAUGUAGAUAUUGCGAUUUUGAUAUGAAUUUGAAUAAUCGUACAGCUCUACAUUCUUCGAAAAAACGAUUCCAAAAGGGUUCUUCGACUGUCCCCAUAGGAGAACCCUUUUUGGUUCCAGGUAAAACCAUUUUUGGUUCCAGGUAGAACCAUUUUGUGUUCCAUGUAGAACCCUCUGUGGAAAGGGUUCUACUUGGAUCCAAAAGGGUUCUACUUUGAACCAUCAUUCAACGUGUUCUCCUAUGGGGACAGCAGGAGACCCUUUUAGGUUCUAGAUAGAACCUUUUUUUCUGAGAGUACUAGUGACCCUCUCCCCUCCCUAGGGGGAGCUAGAGAGCUUACAGAAUCUUUACAGUAUGACAGUGCACUACACUUGUCCACUCACUGACCAUGUUUACAUGCACAGCAAUAUCCCAUUAUUAUUCAGGAUACUCAAGUAUUCUGUUUUUGAGUUGAUGCAUGUAAACAUCAUAGAGACAUUAUGAGAAACCCGGAUAAGAUGCCUGUUUUUGCUUAUAAUUUCUGACAUUUGGUAGGCCUUAUUAUCAUUUCCAACAUUUGGUAGGCCUUAUUAUCAUUUCCAACAUUUGGUAGGCCUUAUUAUCAUUUCCAACAUUUGGUAGGCCUUAUUAUCAUUUCCAACAUUUGGUAGGCCUUAUUAUCAUUUCCAACAUUUGGUAGGCCUUAUUAUCAUUUCCAACAUUUGGUAGGCCUUAUUAUCAUUUCCAACAUUUGGUAGGCCUUAUUAUCAUUUCCAACAUUUGGUAGGCCUUAUUAUCAUUUCCAACAUUUGGUAGGCCUUAUUAUCAUUUCCAACAUUUGGUAGGCCUUAUUAUCAUUUCCAACAUUUGGUAGGCUAUUUGUUUAUCACCUAUAGUCUGAUACAUGCAGCUUCUCUUCUGUCAUUAUUUGUUGCCCCAGAAGACUAAAUACAGUAGUGCUCACCAGAAUGUUUUAAAUCGAUAGAAUGCAUGAAUGCUGGCUAGUUAGAAAGCAAGGGAAAUUAAUUUAGCCAGCGAGCAUACCAACAGAACAUAAAGAACGAACGACAAGGUGGUGCCCAUAAAUAUCGAACUAAUUGAACGAGUGACUGGGUUGCAUCUUUAGCAACCAAAAUAUGAGAAAGUAUAAAUUUGCUUAUGUAAAUGAAAAGACAAAUAAAAAAAAUGUUAUUUCUACCGGUAAA
Oncorhynchus keta (chum salmon) is the source of this 3381-nucleotide messenger RNA. RefSeq names its product glutathione hydrolase-like YwrD proenzyme. Bases 269 to 1951 code for a protein of 560 amino acids. Lineage: Eukaryota; Metazoa; Chordata; Actinopteri; Salmoniformes; Salmonidae. Gene Ontology annotation, biological process: glutathione catabolic process. The transcript is spliced from 11 exons. The record is from RefSeq and is a predicted model, not a curated record. Gene Ontology annotation, molecular function: glutathione gamma-glutamate hydrolase.